Messenger RNA from Nezara viridula (southern green stink bug), 3642 nucleotides. The record is from the annotation of a GenBank genome assembly. NCBI's taxonomy places the organism in Eukaryota, Metazoa, Arthropoda, Insecta, Hemiptera, Pentatomidae.
UGGGCCGUCAUUGUUGUUAGGUGGUUGUAGUGAGAAUCGGAUUCUCGUUUCCUCGACAAUUAACAUUAAAUUAAAAUGAUUCUCGUGUCUAUUUCUUGUGGCUUUUAAAUAAAUUUGUGUCGAAUUAAUUGUUUUAAUAAUCAUGAUUUGGUUAAAAUCUUUUUAUGUUCUUUUAACGUGUUUCCUUUUAUUGCUUAACGUGAAAGGGGAUAUAUCUCCUGACAGUAAGAAGAUUUAUCACGAUAUCACAGCCGGCAGAGGACUUUAUUCUCACUUCGAACAAGUUGUGUCAUUGAAUGCCUCAACUUUUAAAAUUACCAUCUUCAACAGUUCUCAAAGCACUUCAUGGCUUGUGGAGUUUUAUAACAGUUGGUGUGGCCACUGUCAUCGCUUUUCACCAGUUUGGAAACAGUUUGCAUUGGAUAUAUCUGGAUGGAAAGAUGUAAUCUCAGUUGCCGCUGUUGAUUGUUCUAAUCCUAUGAACACCCCUUUAUGUAGAGAGUAUGAAAUCAUGUUCUAUCCUCUGGUAAAAUAUUUCCCACCUCUACCUGCUAAUGAUUUCCUUGGAACUCUUGUGAAAUCAGGUGAUAUAGAACAUCUCAUGAAAAUUACUUUGAAAACAUUAAGGCAAGAAGCUGCUGAUGGAACUAUAAAUCAGCCUGCUCUGUUACCAUUCAAAGAAAAUGCUCUAGAAAAGGUUUGGCAAUAUGCUCCCAGUUCUGUACAGUUUUCUGUCAUAGUUGCUCAACAAAAUGACUCAGUUUUAGGAGAGAGUCUAGCCCUUGACUUUUUGAAAAUUCCUAGUGUGAAAGUUCUUAUUGUUUUCGAUAAUAACGUAGAACUGAUUAAUAGAUUAGGCACUCUGGAAUUUCCAUUCAUUUAUAUCUUAGAUAGGCAUUUAGCAGUUGUGCCCAUUAAACCCAUUAAUCAGUCUCGUAUAACUGUUUAUUCUCAAAUUCGGGACAUAUUGAUGCAAAAAGGUGUUGAAAUUCCAGAAAUAGUUAGGAAGGAGGUACCUCCUGCAGGAAUUGUAGAUGUGGGGGAAAUUAUGAAACUCAUGGAGAUAGAAGAGCAGAUUAAAAAAAAGUUAAAUCAUAAUGAUUUAAGUGAUAUCGUGUUUCAAGUUGAUAUUGAAAAUGCUGUGAGGAACAGCUUAAGAGUUGAAAUCCCAUCUCACAAAACAAUAUCUGGAGAAAGCUUUGAUGCCUUAAAAUUAUAUUUGGAAGCUCUAAUUGAAUUUUUUCCAUUCGGCAAAAAAGGAAUUGAUUAUUUACAUUCUAUAAUGUUUUAUAUAAAAGAUAAAAGUUCAGUAUCAGGAACUGAGUUUGGAAACAUAGUUGUAGCUAAAGAAAUUACCCAUUCUCCAUAUCUAUCCCCCCGUUCCAAUUAUAUAGGAUGUAGAGGGAGUAAUCCAAAAUACAGAGGUUACCCUUGUAGUCUAUGGACUAUGUUUCACACUCUUACAGUGCAAGCUGACUAUGCCAGAACAACAGAAAGUAAAAAGGUUUUAAGAGCAAUGCUUGGUUACGUAAAACAUUUUUUUGGUUGUACCGAAUGUUCUAUGCAUUUCCAAAGUAUGGCUGUGACGUUUGAAGGAAAUGUAAGUUCCACAGCAGACAGUAUACUUUGGCUUUGGAAAGCCCAUAACAGUGUCAAUAAACGUUUGAGCAAAGAUCCAACAGAAGAUCCAAUACACCCUAAAGUUCAGUUUCCUCCACCAAAUCUUUGUCGUGCUUGCCAUUAUAGCAAUGGUACUUGGAAUGAGAAAAUAGUUUUGGCAUACCUUAGCUCAAUGUAUAAGAAUAUUAGUUUCUUUAUGUUGGAUGAGUUACCAGAAAGCACAUCUGAAGAACCUAUUGUUAAUAAUUUGCUUAGACAUGAAAACGUGGAGGAAGAAAAAGGCUUUAAUUAUUCUUCAACUGAAAGUAAAACACUUCAGUUUAAUUUCAAUAUUUUAGAUGUCAGUCUUUGUGUCAUAUUGUAUAUGUUUUCCUUGGCAAUUAUCAUAUUAGUGUGUAUUAAAUUUUUGUUUAAAAAAACAUACCGAAAGAAAGCUUAUGCAUAUGAUAUAUUUCAAAAAGUUUAAAAGUCUUCCAAUGCUGAAGUGAUGUUAACCCUUUUAUUUUGAAGUUUAAAAAUGUAUUUAUUGUUGUCUAUGGAAAUAACUAAAGAUUAUUAGAUAUUAGUCUAGGUGAGAUCUUUGAUCUAAAGAUUUAGAGUUACUUUUAAUAAGUUUGAAAAUGUGGAUUAUUAUAUUAUUAAUAAUUAUAUUGAAUAGUGUUUUAAUAAGGGCAUUUAGAUCUUGUUUUUCAUGUUUCUCCACAAAAAUUAAUUGUACAUUUAACGGGUCAAAGCAUUUACCUGUCUAAGAUUUUUACAUCAAUUUUAAAGUUAAAACACUAUUUAUUAUUAACUUUGAUAAUGGUUCAGGAAGAAAACAAACUCCUUCUCUGACCUAUUGUUGAACUUAUGCUCAAACUUCUUUAAUUUUCAUAGCUCCUCCGUGAAAUAGUUCCAUUGAAGGCUUUUUAUUUAUUACCUUAACUUAUACUUUUUUACUGUUACCAGUUGCGUAUAUAUUCUAUGAUUAAUUGGUAUACUAAAUCAAACUUGGGUUAAUAUUAAAAACUAUUGGUUGAACUAGAAUUUGUUGUGUCAGAGUGGUUACUAGGAGGAGUUGCCUAAAUUAUUUUAAUUCUAUAUGACUUUAUUGAUACCUUUAUUUUUUUUUUUCAGUAUUUAGUGUUGAGAAAAUUUCUUGUAUUGAGCAAAUAUUUACAUUUUCACUGAUACUAGAUAUUUCAAAUGUUAAUAUCAUACUAGUUAGCAUAUUUUAAUGAAUAAAUUAAUUUUUAAACCAACAAAGAUUACUAACAGAUUAAUUAUAUUUUUAACUACCUCAUAAAAUAAAAAUUGGUUAGGUACAAAUAAAAAUUUAUUAUAAUUACUAAGAUUGUUAAACAAUGAUUCAUUGAAUUUUCUAAAAAUAGUUUUCAUGAAAAUAAUUGGUGGAUAUAAUGUAUAAUAGGAUAUAAUAGGUGGCUGUCUAAUUUUAUUUUAUUAUUACAGUUUUAAAUUUUAAAUUUAUUCCUUAGUCUUACGACCAAAGAUUGGAUAUAUUUGGAGAGAUCCAGAGCAUCUAUCUUAGAUACCAUUAGUACGAUGAGGUAUUUUUCUCUACUUUUUAUUUUACAUUUUCGAAUGAUAUUGUAAACAUCACUAUCAAGACUGAAGUACGAAUAAUAUUGUUAUACCUUCCUUUUAAUAAGCAUUUAAAAUGUAUCUAAAACAUUCUGUGAUAUUUCCUUUUGUAAUUUAUUUCUUAGGUAUUUAUUCAAUCUUUUAUUUUAGUUUCAAAAAUAGACUACAUCUUUUGGUUGUGAAUGGAAUAUUUCUUUGUUAUACAAUGUGUGAGUUAACAUUAUAAAUAAUGUGAAAUGUUUGUUAACUAUCUUGACUACUGUUGAAAAUUAGUUAGAUAUUUAUUGUUCAUUAUAAUGAUAAAUUACUCAUUGUUAUUAUUGUACAAUUUUGUUUAUAGUUUAUAUUUUUGUAUGUAAAUAAUUGUUUUAACCUUUACUUUAAGGGGAGCUCAUGUAUAAUAUGGAUAUUAAUAAAAAAUAAAGUACAUUCCAUCAAUAA